UAUAGUAGAUAUCUUAAUAUUGUUUCAUCAAUUUGAAUUUAUGUAGAGUUAUUAUAAUGAUUAUGUAAUGAUUAAACAAUUAAGAUAACAUACUGACUAAAUAUAAUUGAUUGAUAAACCAAGCAGCGUGUAUCAGAGAAUUAAUAAUUUUUAACAGUCACGAAAAGUUAAGAAAAAUUAGUGAUUCAUACCAAUUCAUUCACUGAAUAGUGUUAAGUGUUAGUGUUAAAAAAUGAAUUUACAUUUAAAUUUAAUUGCAGCAACAUGUGAAGGAAUGGGUAUUGGUGUAAAAGGAACGUUACCAUGGAAACUUAAUAUAGAAGUGAAUUGGCAUUUUUUACAUCUAUGACUACGAAUACGAAAAAUGCAAACAAAAAAAAUGUUGUAUUGAUGGGACGUAGAACAUGGGAAUCUAUUCCAAAAGAAUAUAGGCCUUUGAAAAAUCGAAUAAACAUUGUUUUAACGUCACAAUCUUUGGAUUAUGGAAAUGAUGUGAUUGUAUGUAAAAGUAUUCCACAUGCUUUUGAAGUUAUUGAAAAAAUCAAAGAUCGAAUUGAAAAUAUAUGGGUAACGGGAGGAAGUUCCGUAUACAAGGCAGCAAUGGAAUCUCCAAAUUUUUAUCGAUUAUAUUUGACAAGAAUAAAAAAAUAUUUUGAGUGCGAUACAUUUUUCCCAACUAUCCCUAAUAAUUUUGUUUUAACAGAAGAUCCAAACAUACCACAAGGAAUUCAAGAAGAAAAUAAUAUACAAUUCGUAUAUGAAGUAUAUAAAAAAGAAUAGAUUUUUAAUUUGGUUUCAAAAUAAUAUUUUUCGAAUAUUAUAACAUUUAUAAUUUUAUAAUAAAACUAAUUAAUUAUAAGCAAUAUUUUCCUCAAUACUUUAUUAUUGACAAAAGAUAUUUCUUAAAAUUUAUAACUGCGUAUAGAAUUGUAUUAAAUGAAAUGGAAUUUUUUAACCUGGGGGCCAGUGCAUUUGGCGACCACCAAGAACAUGUAUAUGCAAAUGAUAUACCGAUUGUGCACCAUGUUUACCAUCGUUGAUAA
This is a messenger RNA of Apis dorsata (giant honeybee), 1043 nucleotides long. It is a transcript of the gene Dhfr, whose product is annotated as dihydrofolate reductase. Gene Ontology annotation, cellular component: mitochondrion. Lineage: Eukaryota; Metazoa; Arthropoda; Insecta; Hymenoptera; Apidae. The transcript has 5 exons. Gene Ontology annotation, molecular function: dihydrofolate reductase activity; NADP binding. The record is from RefSeq and is a predicted model, not a curated record. Bases 346 to 780 code for a protein of 144 amino acids. Gene Ontology annotation, biological process: glycine biosynthetic process; dihydrofolate metabolic process; tetrahydrofolate biosynthetic process.